CACGGCUGGACACGCACUGUUGGUCCAUUCGGGUCCCCUCAACUUCACAGAAAUAUCAGUUCCAAAGAGUCUGUCAGGUUGAAAAGAAAAAAAAAUACAGUGACUCUCCGCGACGAAAAAACGGGGAUUUUUUUUCUUUAAUUUAUGAAAUGAUGUGAAGCCAUUUAUUCGGCUGAGGGCAUUCUUCGCCUUCCGGUCACUCUGGGAACCCUCUGGGCCCACGGAAAUCUUAACUACCCUCGGGACAGUAUCUGGAAUCGAGAGGGAAAGGGUGGAAAAUGGUGCCAAAUGCGGAGAACGGAGUAAAAGUGUCAGACAAGUGAAUUUUUCGAGGUCUCCUCGGGGUUUUAGUGAUUUAUUUAUUCUGAAAAGAGGAUUGAAGGAUGUGGGGAGGGUCCAGGAUGCUCUUUGGUGUCAUUAUCCUCGCGGUUGCUCUCAGGGGGAGUCACGUGGAGGGAAACACUACGGUCGCUAUUGCUAAGGAGGAAUGUCGGAAGAGAAUAGCUGAAUGCUUCAUGUCAGACGGUGCUAGCACUCCGGUAUGUGGCAGUGAUGGGGUGACCUAUUCGUCUCAGUGCCAAGUGGUCUCCAGACAGUGUCAGGGGGAGUCAAUUCUCAUUAAACACACUGGUCCAUGUCCAGAGACCCCUCCGUGCUUCUCGGCCCGAGUGACGGCUCGUCCUGGUUCUCGUCCUGUCUGCCGUCCAGACGGCACUUGGGCGCCAGUUCAGUGUCACACGGAAACUGGGUACUGCUGGUGCGUGACACCUCAGGGUCGUCCGCUUCCGGACACCUCGGUGAAGAACGAAAAGCCCAGGUGCAUGAAGGCAGCGGCUUCCUCACCCUCGGGGACAGCCUCCACGCGCAGUGGCCAACGGAGACGCUCCCCGAACUGGAAGCAACGUCGCCAGUACACCAGCCGACACAGGAACACUUGUGAUAGAGCGGAAAAGUCGACUUUCAAUACUAAUCUCAUUGGAAAUUUCAAGAUUGAGUAUAGGAGGACGAAUAUCUCCGCUGAUGGUGAUAAAAACGUGGAGCGCGUUUUAUCCUGGAAAUUCCUGACCCUCGAUAAAGACGGCGACGGUUAUCUCGACAGAAACGAGUACAAAGAGCUCCGUAGACUCGCUAGAAAAGCGGUGAGACCGAAGAAGUGCGCGCGAACGUUCGCAAGGACUUGCGAUCUCAAUCAGGAUCUCAAACUCUCCAGGCAAGAGUGGGGCGCUUGUCUGGCCAACGACUUCAAACUACGUUUGUUCUUGUCGCUGAAUGGUGCAGACGGACGACACGAGAUACUUGAGGCCCAGAAGACGAGGGCCACCGAUCAAGUUUUGAAGGGGAAUCCCCCACCGGUUCACGUAAGGCCGACUUUCAAUGAUGAUCCACCGGAUACGAAGGAAGAAAGCGAUGCAAACGACUGCAUUUCGGAUCGAAAAUCUGUGCUGGAGGAUCAAAGGCAGAACUCCCAGGAGAAAUUUUACAUCCCCCAGUGCACACCGGACGGAAGAUACCACAAGGUUCAGUGCUACUCCGGUUAUUGCUGGUGUGUUUAUCAGGACACUGGUAAACCGAUACCGGGAACAUCCUCCAAGGAUCACACGCCCAACUGCAAUCCCGUUCCACCACCGAGCAGACCGAUGAAAGGAUGCCCGGAAUCUAAAAAGCAACUCUUCCUCCGUGAUCUCAUGGACUUGAUGGACAAGAGAAUGCAGGACUCCAGCACAGACUCAGCGGAGGCAACCGACAAAUGGCGAGCCUCCAAGGAGGAGCGAGUGGCGACCUGGCAUUUUGUCAUGCUCGAUAAAAAUAAGAACAAAGUCUUAGAGAAAAAGGAGUGGAAGAGUUUUCGCACAAUGGUAGCUAACAGCAGGCAGCUGAGGAGAUGCGGCAAGAAGCUACCGAGGUACUGCGACAUCAACAACGACAGGAGGAUCAGUAUGACUGAGUGGCUCAGUUGUCUGAAUGCACAGAAACCCUCUCAAGGUGACAGCGUGGAGAAUACAUCGACCCAAAAACCCCGAAGAACAGGUCCGAACCCCCUGGAUCAAUUUCUGAACGACGACGACUGAUUCACCGAAGAUAAACCCCACUUCAAGACUUGAUUUGUAUCGAUCAAAAUUUAUUUCUCCCCUUAAAACUCAUCAUUUUUUACACAGUGAUAGAAACUAGAUAUAUUCGAUAAAUUUACGUAACGACACUUAUAAGUAUUACGCACGUAAUUAUGUAUUUAUGUUGAAUAUGUAUAUGUAUUUUUGCAUGAAAAAUAUGGUGCUUGAGCACUGUCAAUCGAUUUUUUUACGUGCUAGGAUUAUUUGUCUGUACUAAACUGAAAAACUGUCUUUAUAGGCUCAAUGCGAUAAAUGGUGGAGGCUAUUUCUUGAAUAUCUCGAAAACUAUUGGAUUUCGGAGGAAAUGUCACUCAAACUUUUUCGUAGCUUAUGAAAUUCUCUGCAAAAAAUUUCCUCUGACAUUUCUUCCUAAACCCAAUGGUCUUCGAGAUAUCAGCAAAAUAAUGUCCACAACUUCUCUCUGAGUGAUUCUCCAUUCUCCCAAUUCCAAUUAUAGAAUUCCUCACUUCAUCAAUUCUCGAUAAUAAACCGAAAGAAAAUUAUCUAGAGCAGUAACAAAGUGUAGAUGUGUCUAUAAAACUGUAAUUAUCAAUUAAGAAUUAAUAAUUGAAAUUGAAAACAAUGUUCAGUGUUUAUCAGGAGUGCAAUAAAUUUCAUUAAUGCUAUGAA
Molecule: messenger RNA, 2738 nt
Organism: Diachasma alloeum
Lineage: Eukaryota; Metazoa; Arthropoda; Insecta; Hymenoptera; Braconidae
Gene: magu
Product: SPARC-related modular calcium-binding protein 2
Exons: 9
Coding region: 384-2069 (561 amino acids)
Biological process (GO): extracellular matrix organization
Cellular component (GO): basement membrane
Molecular function (GO): calcium ion binding; heparin binding; extracellular matrix binding
Source: RefSeq, a predicted model, not a curated record